AUGGGAAGGCCAAAGUCUAAGGCAUCAACAUUUUCCCAGGCCUCGCUCCAGCACAACACACAAGCGAUCCAUGACAUAACAGCAGACAGAACACGAGAGACGAUGUUGUACAGGAGGCGUCAAAAACGGAUGUCGCCCGGAGCGUCCCGUCUUUACGAACUCCAGCCAGAUCCUUAUGAUGCCACUCAGCGGCGAGCUAUACGAAUAUGUCUGUUCGUUGAUGUCAAGAAUGCUCAUGAGCUCAGAAGUAAGCUCAGAAAUGGUGAAAUCGAUGCGGCACUAAUUCGGGCAGAGUUGGUACUCGAGCCAUUUAUAGUUCUUGCCGCUGCGAAUAGAGCUGUACAUCAGGCUGCUCAUAAUCGUCUUUCCACUCGAAGUAUAGCGGCUGAACUCGUGUACAGCUUGUCACCAAGUAGAAAUAUCUCAGACUCUCUUGUCACAUUCGGAAUCGCGGACACAAGCAAGAAUAUCCUCGUAUGCAUUUUCGAUGACAAAGACGGAUCGAGAAUGAAAAAAUUGGCAAAAGAGAUUGACGGCCGACCGGAAACGUUAGAUAAACUCUCAGGCAUCAUGGACUUACGUCUUAUCCAGAAGAUCUAUCAACUGAGAGAACCUAAAUUCAACGAGGAUUCAAUUUCUGAUCGAGUUCUGUCACGUAUCAUCACUAAAGAUUUCAUGUCGUGA
This is a messenger RNA of Necator americanus (New World hookworm), 684 nucleotides long. RefSeq lists its product as uncharacterized. Gene Ontology annotation, biological process: tRNA threonylcarbamoyladenosine modification. Gene Ontology annotation, cellular component: cytosol; nucleus; EKC/KEOPS complex. The record is from RefSeq and is a predicted model, not a curated record. The transcript has 7 exons. NCBI's taxonomy places the organism in Eukaryota, Metazoa, Nematoda, Chromadorea, Rhabditida, Ancylostomatidae. Bases 1 to 684 code for a protein of 227 amino acids.